This is a messenger RNA of Cryphonectria parasitica EP155, 690 nucleotides long. Its product is annotated as PEBP-like protein. Gene Ontology annotation, biological process: regulation of proteolysis; regulation of Ras protein signal transduction. Gene Ontology annotation, molecular function: peptidase inhibitor activity; phospholipid binding. The coding region runs from base 1 to 540 and encodes 179 amino acids. NCBI's taxonomy places the organism in Eukaryota, Fungi, Ascomycota, Sordariomycetes, Diaporthales, Cryphonectriaceae. The transcript has 2 exons. The record is from RefSeq and is a predicted model, not a curated record.
AUGCCAGCCAAUGAACAGGUCGAGGCUGCCUUUGCACUCAUCAAGCAAGACCCAUCUAAUAUCCUGGGCCUGAAAGUCGGCAAGCACAACAUCACGGAGCCAGGCCAAUAUGUCCCGCGCGCAGAUGCCAAGGAAGCGCCCGAGAUCACCUACCCCGCGGCCUCGCCCUCCAAGAGCUACACGGUCAUCUGUCUAGACCUCGACCCGCCAAGCCGCUCCUUCAGCUUCCUCGGCCCUGCCCUCCACUGGAUCCAGCCGGGCCUGCGGGUGGGCUCCUCCUCUGCAGAGCCACUUGCGUCCUCCGAACCCUUCAUCGCUAACUAUCUUCCGCCUGGCCCUCCGCCGGGCGUGGCGCCACACCGCUACGUGUUCUAUUUGUAUGAGGAGCCCGAGGGCUCUGCGCUAGACGGAGGAAAGUUUGCUCCCAAGGAUGGGAAGCCGAUGGGGAUUAUGUCGCGGGUGCGGACGAGUUUGGAUGAUUGGGUGGUGAAGAUGGGGUUGGGGCCGCUGGUGGCUGCUAAUUAUUUCAAUAGCAAUUAGGUGCGGCACGGGUUUUAAUUGUUGGGUUUGGCUUCUUACUGGGUGAGGUUGGACGUGAUGUUGAUGGGUCAACCGAGACGGAGAUACAUGGUCUCUUCUUUGGGUUUCUAUUUCGUUCUCGUUGAAUAUACCCUUGAGUUACUUCGGAUU